This is a messenger RNA of Theobroma cacao (cacao), 1861 nucleotides long. RefSeq names its product golgi nucleotide sugar transporter 3 (gene GONST3). The record is from RefSeq and is a predicted model, not a curated record. NCBI's taxonomy places the organism in Eukaryota, Viridiplantae, Streptophyta, Magnoliopsida, Malvales, Malvaceae.
AGUAAAGCGAGAAAACCGAAGCAAAAAACUAGUUAGUGCAAGUAGCAAGUAGCAAGUAGCAAGCAGCAGCUCACUGUUAAAACGCCACUUCAAGAUCUACUCACAAAGGAAUUGAAGAUUUCCUGAUCUCCCCAGCAUUUUAGAGGAGGAUUGGGCUGCAAUCUUUGACAUUAGUGGUGAUUUAUCUUGUUGGUCAUUUGCUGCUCUUCUACUUCCAGAUGUCUAAGGAUGUGGAGAGUCCUGUAGUCAAUGGUCCUGAAGCCCCUGCUCUCUCCAGCGAAGCCCAAGUAACAUGGUAUAGUAGUUUACUCAAGCAAGUAUCUGUCUACGGAAUAGCAGCAGGAUACUGCAUUUCAGCUUCUCUUCUCUCCAUCAUCAAUAAAUGGGCUGUUAUGAAAUUUCCUUAUCCAGGGGCACUAACUGCUUUACAGUACCUGACAAGUGCAGCUGGUGUAUUCCUCUGUGGACGGCUCAAGGUCAUAGAGCAUGAUCCGCUGGACCUUCUGACCAUGUGGCGGUUCUUACCUGCAGCCAUUAUAUUUUACCUCUCUCUCUUCACCAACAGUGAGCUCCUCCUACAUGCUAAUGUAGACACUUUCGUUGUCUUCCGUUCAGUGGUUCCUAUGUUUGUUGCAAUAGGAGAGACCCUUUUCUUGCACCAGCCAUGGCCUUCAAUGAAGACAUGGAUCUCAUUGGCCACCAUUUUUGGUGGCAGUGUGCUUUAUGUUCUUACUGAUUACCAGUUCACAUUAACCGCCUAUACUUGGGCUGUUGCAUACCUGGUAAGCAUGUCCAUAGAUUUUGUUUACAUAAAGCAUGUGGUAAUGACUAUUGGUCUAAAUACCUGGGGUCUUGUGCUGUACAAUAAUCUUGAGGCUCUCCUACUGUUUCCGCUUGAGCUACUUAUAAUGGGGGAGUUGAAGAAAAUAAAGCACGAAAUCUCAGAUGAGUCUGACUGGUACUCUUUUCAAGUGAUUUUGCCUGUGGGUUUAUCAUGUUUAUUUGGGUUGGCCAUCUCCUUCUUUGGGUUCUCUUGCCGAAGGGCAAUUUCUGCUACAGGGUUCACUGUUCUUGGCAUAGUUAACAAGCUAUUGACAGUUGUGAUUAAUUUGGUUAUUUGGGACAAGCAUUCCACUUUUGUGGGGACAGUAGGGCUCUUGAUCUGUAUGAUAGGUGGGGUCAUGUAUCAGCAGUCUACAAGCAAUACGCCCAAAGCCGUGAAUGAAGCUACAGCCCAGGAGAGAGAGGAGGAACAACAGAAGUUACUUGAAAUGCAAAGCAACGGAGAGAGCAAUAACAAUGAAAAGGAAGUCAUUGAGAUAGAAGAGGAGAAGUGAAAGGGCUUAAAAUUGUUCCAUUCUGGGCUUUCCUCCAUCUGCAUAUGAAGAGCAUUUUUAAUUUUGGCAUGGUUGAUGAAUUCUUGGGGCAAUUUGUCAUCCAAACAACAAUCUCCAUACGCAUAGAAUACUUGCUUUGAAGAUCAGGCGCAGGUCUAAUAUAUAUAUGGCAUUUAAUCUGGUCAGUCUUCCAUCGCCCAAACUCAAAACUUGACCUGUUCAGAUCGAUACUUGAUUUCUAUUUCCCAUCCAACAAACUAGAGUGGAGAGAAUUUUGCAUUCUUUUGUUUAUAUUACUAUCAUGAACAUUCUAUUAACCCAAGCAAUUUCUCAUCAUCUUACUGGUGCCUUGGGUUAUAUAGAUAUAGGUCAAAAUACAUUAGUCACAUCAAGAUUAGAUUCGAACUUUGGUUGCUAACUAGUUUUCUCUUUAUAGGACCAUUAUUCAAUUUAUUGAUUGUUUGUUACCAUUUAGUGCCUCUUCAUAUUUAUAAAUAAAAAUAUUUAGUUGUUACCACAGUUAA